UACAUAGCAAUAGCAUAGGCAUCUUGUGCUGCUGAGAAGUGAGCACACAAUGGCCUCUCGUUCGCUCAAUCCUCACACAAAAAUGAAAUGAAAAAUCUAACUGAUGAAUAGGCGACGUAAUAUUUAAUACAUCUCGAAGUGGCGCGUGAAGUUGCAACUCUAGUGUUUCUGUUAAUACAUGAACCGCGAUGCAGUCGCACCUUCUGACGGGACCCAUCCGCGGUAGCGCUACGGCGUUUCCCUCCGUCGCGGACGCAUCUCCCUUCUUCUCUGCCACUCCUCCCAUCUCCAUCCGCCGGCGUCUCCGCUCGUGCUGCCCAUUCAUAGCCGCAUCAUCGUCAUCGUCUUCCUCCUCUUCGUCGUCGGCAGCAGCAUUCAACGCCACUGGUAGUCAGAGCUUAUACGCGGUGCUCGGCGUCCCUAUCACCGCCACUGCCGCUGAGAUCAAACGCGCUUACCGGCUCCUCGCCCGCAAGUAUCACCCUGAUGUUAGCAAAGAUUUACAAGCAGCUGAAUUGUUCAAGAGCAUCCGUCAUGCAUAUGAAGUACUAUCGAAUGAAGUAACAAGAAUUCAGUAUGAUAGAGAACUUCAAUACAGUCACAAGCCUUACAGAGAAAAAUGGAGUCACAGCACUGAGUUUGAAGACCAAGCAAGAAUCUAUAGGUGGGCCAACCUGAGGAGGAAAAUGUAUAAUGAAAGAUACACAGAGCAUUACAAUGUCGAUGAGGGUUACUAUACCACUGAAACAGACGAGGAGGAAGAUGAAGGAGACUUAGACGAAGAGAGGGGCUCCUUUAUUGAAGUGCUUAGAUCAGCAUUCGUGAUUAUAUUUUUGUUCCAGACGUUAGGGUCCCGCCUUUCUCUCACGUUUAGCAGUGUGAUGGCAUUGCUGGAUGAGAAGUUAGAUAAUGGAUAUAAAAUUGGUUAUAUAAUAGCAUGGAUAAUGGGCGGAAGGGGUGGCAUAUUGCUAACAAUGUUCUUGUCAUUUGCAAGUUGGGUUUGCGGGAAAACCAGUAGUAGUGCAGUGGUACUGGUGAUUGUAGCCAUGUGGGUCGGCUCCUACCUCUCAAGGUACGCUCCACUUCCUCAAGGUGCUCUGUUAACGCUACUCUAUAUGUCCAUUAAGCUGCAAUCUGAUCAUAUAUAAUGAUUGAAGAACUUGUGGUAUUUGUACAUCCAAAUAUGGGGGGUGUCAAUCGACGUCUGACUCAAUCCAAGGGUGAAAAACAAGAGUUUAGGACUUUAGAUGGAGUAUAUAUCACAGUAAAAUCUGAUAAUGGAGUUGGUCUCGAUGUUGUGUGUUGAUGUUCAAGAAGAACGUCUCUUAAAACCAAUUCUGCUGCUAGCAUUUCUUCUGAAUUUCUUUGGUUUCUGAUUAUAUCUUUCUUAGGUUGGUGUACAUAUUUAUUCCAGUAAAUGUAAAUAAAUGUUGUAAGUUGUUUUCUGAUGGCAAAUUAAGUGCAAAAAGGUUGAUG
Arachis duranensis is the source of this 1476-nucleotide messenger RNA. RefSeq lists its product as uncharacterized. Gene Ontology annotation, biological process: protein refolding. Lineage: Eukaryota; Viridiplantae; Streptophyta; Magnoliopsida; Fabales; Fabaceae. The transcript is spliced from 3 exons. Bases 189 to 1148 code for a protein of 319 amino acids. Gene Ontology annotation, cellular component: cytoplasm. The record is from RefSeq and is a predicted model, not a curated record.